AGUCCUCCUAUCGAUAUUCGUUUCUAAGUUCUAACACAGCCCCAACAAACUCCCACUUCUCUCAGAAAGCCCUUGUUUCCCAUACCUACUCCAUGUAAUAUUUAUAUUCCACACCUCCAUUUUUGUAUAACCUCAAACCACUGCAUGAUAUAAUUCCAACCCUGUUUGAGAGAGAGAGAGAGAGAGAGAAACUGAACAUCCCAGACUUACACUUGCACAUAGGUUAUACUAUUUGUAGGUUUUAAUAUUGUCCAGAAAGAGAAAGAGAGGAUGGGGAGGGGGAAAGUCGAGCUGAAGAGGAUUGAGAACAAGAUCAACCGCCAAGUUACUUUCUCAAAGAGGAGGAAUGGUUUGCUCAAGAAAGCUUAUGAGCUUUCUGUUCUUUGUGAUGCUGAGGUUGCUGUCAUCAUUUUCUCUAGUCGUGGCAAGCUUUAUGAGUUCGGAAGCGCGGGAAUAGCAAAAACACUAGAGCGAUACCAGCAGUAUUGCUUCACUCCUCUGCAGGACAACGGUGUUGAUCAACGUGAAACACAGAGCUGGUACCAGGAGGUAGCAAAAUUAAAGGCUAAAUAUGAAUCUCUUCAGCUGACUCAAAGGCAUUUGCUUGGAGAAGAUCUUGGACCAUUGAGCGUGAAAGAGCUGCAAAACCUUGAGAAGCAGCUUGAAGGAGCUUUGCAACUAGCUAGGCAAAGGAAGACACAAAUUAUGAUAGAACAGAUGGAAGAACUUCGCAAAAGGGAGCGCAGCCUUGGAGACCUCAAUCAGCAACUUAAGAUUAAGCUUGAGGCAGAAGGACACACCCUUAAGGCUAUUCAGAACUUUUGGAACAGUACUGGUACUACUACUUCAGCAGCUGAAAAUAGCAACUUUCAUCAUCAUGUGCAUCAUUCACAAACCAAUCCCAUGGAGUGCCAACCCGAGCCUGUCUUACAAAUAGGCUACCAUCAUUAUGAUCCAUCUCAUGAGGGAUCGUCUGCUCCGAAGAGCAUGGCUGGUGGUCAUGAGGCUAACUUCAUCUCAGGAUGGGCUCUUUCAACUCCGUUUAAGUUCUAAAGAGUUUCAUGCAUUUGACCAAUUAAAUGAUUGUCUAAUUAUACACACACAUAUAUAUAUUUAUAUUUAUGGCUUGUGUAUUGGUAUUUGCACUA
This is a messenger RNA of Juglans regia (Persian walnut), 1148 nucleotides long. RefSeq names its product agamous-like MADS-box protein MADS3. Lineage: Eukaryota; Viridiplantae; Streptophyta; Magnoliopsida; Fagales; Juglandaceae. Gene Ontology annotation, molecular function: RNA polymerase II cis-regulatory region sequence-specific DNA binding; protein dimerization activity; DNA-binding transcription factor activity, RNA polymerase II-specific. The record is from RefSeq and is a predicted model, not a curated record. Bases 271 to 1053 code for a protein of 260 amino acids. Gene Ontology annotation, biological process: positive regulation of transcription by RNA polymerase II. Gene Ontology annotation, cellular component: nucleus. The transcript has 8 exons.